AGGUUAUGGGAACAUGGAAGAACUAUUGGUCUUUGAAAAAGAUCCAGACACACAGGACAUGUUAGUUCUACCUCCAUCACUGGAGACAAAUGGUUAUGUGCAUGUUGCGGUGUAUAUUGUUUUAAGGCGAGAUAGUAACCUUGGUAGCACGCGGGGCUUGACCCAUCGAGAAACGCGCGUGCCGCGCGCAUACGUACACACGCGUGUUGUUAUUGGGCAACAUAUUUUGACCACGUUUUAGACUCAUUGGUCUUCAGAAAACACAACAGACAAAUUGCGACUGUUAAGUCUAAGUAAGGUGAAUUUAAACUAAUGACCAGAUUUUGAAUGCAAAGAUUUUACGGGUUGGGCCAGAACUCCGUUUAGUUUGCCGGGCUGAAAACGUUAAUAGAAAAAAAUAAUAAUAACAAUAACAAAAAAAAAGUACUAAACUAAAUAAAACGUCAAGCUCCAACGUGAUUUCUUCCUCUUUUGUUCAUAGAAGUGUAUCUGAGACACAUUUUACCGGCUUCACUUUUGCCGCCCAGAACUAUACAUUUCUUUUCACUUUGGAUCGAGGGACAAUCUGACAGCCUUCUCGCAGGUUACCGAACAACCCUUUGGUGAAAGACAUCCGUAUAGAAAGGGACACAUUUGCAUCUAAAUUUGUCAACUUUGUCUAGGGAAAGGUCAGUUUGUGGAUGAAAACAGGGAGCGAAUAUUUUCACUAGGGUUGGGCCUGACGGGAAUCAAGUCAAAGAAAUCUCCUCAUAUUAUAGCUAGAACAGGCGACCAGCUAGAAGGCAUCGAGCGCCGAGUGUACACACGACUGAAAUAAAAUUAAUUAAUUAAUAAAUGAUAUUAAAAGGAGUUCGAGGGUCGUUAUUUUUGUGUAAACAGGCUGUUGAGAUUACUGAGCACGUGUCUUACAUGAAAGGGACACUUCAAGGGACACUGAAAGGGGGAACUAAAACUAUUAAAACUAACUGUAAAAGCAGUCUUUGCCCAGCCAUUAAUUCGUGAACUGUGCUCUCUUAUUUUAUUGUCACCCAUAAGGUUUCCUUAGCAGACUCACUUAGCGGGUAAUGAAUGUAAAUGUACAAUUGUCUGCGGUUAAUAAAGAGUUUGUUUCCUUUUGUUUCUCCAUCAAAAGCGCGCACGCCACCUUUGUUAUGUUAAUAGCUGGCACGUGUAUCACAUUGAAUUGUUGUUCAAUCAAAUUAAAUUUAUCCUUGUGUGCGGCAUUCAAAUUUCACCUUGCUGUCUUACAAGGGUAAAUUUAUUUCUGAAAAUAAAAGCUUACACCGAGAAAAUAUUGACACAAACAUAUGAAAAGUAUAUGAAAACGUAGUUACUAAGAUCACAGGUUAGACUAACAUCUGCAUAAAUUCGCUCGCUUCGGAAAAUCAACAGACCCUGACGCUAGAAUUGAGGGAACAAUUAUAUAUUUUUCGCCCAGGUUUAGGGAUCAAUGGCGGUGGUUUUUCCUUAUUUCAAAUGCAGCUGGAUCAAGUCAAUAACGCAAGCAGUAGCCAAUCAAGAUGCCCGUCUAUAUAUAUCAGCCAACCAGCAGCGCUAGAUUGACACGUGCUAAUUUGGCGCUAAUUGUUCGUGUAUGAAAAAACCAAACAAAGUUUUUGACACAUCUCUCGCGGCGCGAAACGUGUUGCUCGGCGCAGCGCGGGAGACAAAUUUCCGCCGAAAGAAAUGGAGGCAGAAUUGACCUGUCCCGUUUGUAACAAGCCCUUUGUAAACCCUGUCGUUCUACCUUGUUCUCACAGCGUUUGCUUGACUUGUUCGCAGUCCGCCUUGACGACGAGCGGUGCGGAUAAUCCUCCGGUAAGUUCGAAUGGAAGCGGUCAAGUGGAGUCAGAAGAAACGCCGUACGUUACUUUGUACGACAUGAACCAUUUGUACCAAAGCAUUGGAAAUUUGCCUUGUUUGAAAUGUCCGACAUGUAAGAAGCUUUUCCCUCUGGACGGUCGAGGGGUCAAUGGAUUUCCCCGCAACCGCCUCUUGGAAAAUAUUGUCAAUCGCUAUUAUGCACAAUCAAAUGGAAUUGUUUAUUGUCAACUUUGCGAAGAAAACCAACCUAGCCAAGCCACAGUGAUGUGCGAGCAAUGCGAAGUGGCGUACUGUGAUCGCUGCUGUAAAACUUGUCAUCCAAGCCGCGGGCCUUUGGCGAAGCACUCGCUGAUUCCUCCCACAAGCUCCAAAUCGCCCAGCAAGCCGACGGUUGUGAAAUGCAGUAGCCACAGCGAAGAAAACAUCAGCAUGUAUUGCGUGUUUUGCCGUGUUCCCGUGUGUUAUGUGUGUUUAGAGCGAGGACAGCAUUCUGGACAUGAAGUCAAGGCUUUGGGUGCGAUGUUUAAAGAGCAAAAGGUUGAACUCUCAGCUAAUAUGAAGUUACUGAAUGCCAAAAAUACUGAAUUGCAAAGCUUUAUUCAACGUCUUAAUGGAAACUGCUCAAUAAUCCAGGAAAAUGGUUUAGAAUUUGAGGCCAGUGUUGUAGCACAGUGUGAUGCAUUGAUUAGCAUCAUACAGCAACGUAAAGUGGAGUUGAUUGAAGCCAUCACAACAGAGAUGAAUUUGAAGAUUCAGAAAGUUAAAGAACAAGUGAAGACCUGUGACAAAAAGUUUCAUAGUGUUACUGGGUUGCUCCAGUAUGCUAACGAAUGUUUACAAGGAACAGAUGCUGCGUCCUUCUUGUUGGUUGCAAACUCUCUAAAUGCAAGAAUUGUAAGCCUUGUUAAUCAGUGGUCAAAAGAAGUGACAUUGGAGCCGACUACAGGCUUGGAACUGGAUCUGACACUGGACACGUCAGCUGCAAGACAGGCUCUUCAUGAUUUGCACUUUGUAGAGUUAAAAGCUCCAGUUGCUCCAGAAAUUGUUCCAGAUGAAUGCACGGUCACAAACAAUGCCAUCACUUUGUCAUGGAAACCACGUAAACAAAGUUGUGUUGAUGGUUAUGUGGUGGAGGUUGACGAUGGCACUUCUAGUGGCAAAGAGGACAACUUUCUGGAAGUGUACAGAGGAAACUGUUUGGAGUGCACUGUGUCAGGUCUCCAGUUUAACUCGACAUACAGAGCAAGGGUUAAGGGGUUCAACAAGGCUGGUGAAGGUGUGCCGAGUGAUGAGGUCUACCUCACAACAUCUGAUGUUGCAUGGUUUGCUUUGGAUCCAGUCACCGCCCAUCCAGACAUAGUCCUGACCAAUGACAACACAACAACAACCUGUACCAGCUUUGAUGAUAGAGUUGUGCUUGGUAACAUAGGCUUCUCACGUGGCUGCCACUAUUGGGAAGUCACCAUAGAUCGUUAUGAUGGCAACCCAGAUCCUGCAGUCGGUGUUGCAUUAGGUAGCACUAUCAAGGAUUCCAUUCUGGGCAAAGAUGACAAGGCCUGGUGUAUGUACAUCGACAGCAGUCGCAGUUGGUUUCGCCAUAAUAACGAGCAUUCCAAUCGCCGUGACGGAGGGGUUGAGGUGGGGUCUGUUAUUGGAGUGUUGCUUGACAUACCUAAUCACAAAGUGACCUUUUAUUUAAACGAUCAGAAAAGAGGCCUCAUGCGACUGCCUGAUAUUCCAGAAGCCUUUUAUGCUGCGUUCAGUUUAAGCCGUAAUGUACAAAUUACUCUGCACACUGGACUUGAACCUCCAGAGGAGGCAUAUAAUACCAGCAAGUAACACAUGAAAGAGAGUGAGAGAGAAUAGAUGUUCUCAUUUGGGUAUCAUAAUUAAUUAUGCAGUAUUUAUUCGGGUGAUAUAUUUUGCUAAAGUCAGAUUCGUUUGUGUUAUACAAAAACCAGUUCAUUGCAAGCUGGAGAAAUAGAUUACUAAGUAGUUAUUUAAAAUUAGAUUUUUUAUAUAUUGAAUGCAAAGAUUUUGUUGAUUUGAUUGAUUUUAUUACAAAAAGUUUUAUCUUUGGAAUUGAAAAUUGUUGCAUUUCCCCCCUCUUUUUUACGUAAUUCUUAAUAUUAUGGUUGUCAUUUCUUGUUGAUUUUUAUCAUAUGUUGUAAUUAUAACUGUUUAAAAAAACUUAUUAAAUAUUUUGUAAGUUGACUAUUAAGAGUAUAGCCUGAUGGUGAUUGGCUCAUAGAAGAACUAAGCUUGAACUUGGUUCAACGUGGUCAAACUGAUCAGCUUUGCCAGUAAUAUUUAUUGCAAUGGUUGAUUUAUUAUUGUACCCAUGGUACACCUGUUCAGUCUCUAAGUGUUACCAAUUUAUGGUCAAAGUAGGAAAAAUCAACCUCUAGUGGUAUUGAAAAUAUAAUGCCACUUCUAGUGGUGCCAAUAACUUAGAAUGUAUUACAAUAAUAAUAGCUAUGAUAUCAACUAUAGUAUUAUAAUACAUGUGCUAAUGCACAUAGAGUUACGAGAUUCAACAGUGGUCUUCGGUGAUCUUCUGUUUUUAUCUUUGAGUUUUCAGUCUUCAAUGUGAUGAUGAGCAAAAUCUUGGGGUUGUACAUGAUUGGCUAAUAAUUUAUAGGUGUAAGAAAAUGAGAGGUGAUGAAUUGUUGGAAAAUAGAUUUAGGACUUUUUUUUCAGUUUUGACUACUGCACAUUCUGCUUGUUGUUACAUUGAAGAUUAUGGAUUUAAAGAGGAAACAUUAGAAGUUCAUUUUAAUACAUUUGAUCUGACGUUUGUCAGAGCACAAUGUGAUACCAGAUAUCAAAUUGAACCGAAAACAGUCUACAAGGCCAUGAUAGAAUAUAUUGUGUUGAAAUACAUGUAUAUUGUGUCCCAGUGGACUUGUAAAAAAGACAGUAAUAAAUAACUGAAUUAGUUAGUUGUUAACAAUAUUGUUAAUAGUAAUAUAAGUGCAAUGAAAAGAAUAGUAGCUCAAACUAUUAUACUAACAGUGGUUAAAGCCAAAACAAAUAUAACUAAAAACAUAACUGGGUUACUGUUCUCUCAAUGUCAGUUGUAGAAAGGUAACUGUAAUUCAGGCUCCAGACCACAAUAAAUUAUAUAGGUUAUUGAUAGUUAAUUUUCCACUUGACUCACUGAGAGAUGAGAAGAAAAUUUAACUCAUUGCAACAACGUUUCGUGAACUUUGUAAUGAUUUUGUAAUUUUUUUUAGUGAAUAAGUUGAUUUGGGUUCAGUUAUAUAAUAUUAUGCAAUGAUCUGGACAACAGCUUAUUGUAUUUUGUUUUUCAAGAGUUUGUACAAAGUUUGGGUUUCUGUUUUAAAGAUCUUCAGCAUUUUCCAUGACUCCUGAUUUUGAAAGAAAGGGGUGAAUCAUUGUGUCUGGCUUAAAAAUUUUGCCCUUUAUAUAUUUUCCUAGCACAAUGACUGCUGACACCAUUUAGGGAAACAAGUGUUGUUUUCACAAACCUUUGUUGGGCACUCAUAAAUUUUUUCAUUUUUAUCCAGUUGUAGCAACUGGUUAUUCUGUUUACUGACAUUUUUAUUAACAAAUUGACAUUAGGUUUUCAUGCGUCUGUCCUUGAACUUUGCCAUAACAAUGUCAAAGUGUCUGUGGAUUGUCUUGUUGGAUCCACAGACUACUUUGACAAUGUUAUGAAAUUCAUUGUCAAUAACAGGACAGACGAAUGAAAAACUGACGUCAAUUUGUUUUUUUAUGAUAACAAAUUGUCAACUUGUAAGCUCUCACUCGUUGCCACAUUGCAUAAAUUGUAAAUUCAUGUGUCAGUUCGAUUACUGACAAUGAAAAUUAGCCAAUGAGUGCACAAGAGUUUCUGCAGUUACCAAAAAAAUCUUAUUUUGUUUUUAUUGAUUGGCUACUGUACUGUUAGAAGAGUUUUGUCAUCUAAGUAAAAUUCUUAUCUUAUUCUCCCCCAACAAUUUGGGGUCAGGGAACUGGUUGACUGAUGUAAUGAUAAUUUAUGAGUCCUGUUAUUUUUUUAAAACAAAAUAAAUCAUUCCAUUGUGCUGCACAUUGUUUGAGUCGUGAUUCUAUAAAUGCAGUCAUUUAAAAAAGGUUGUCUUAGAAAAGCAUAAAGAGAAUGCAACAGUGCCAAAAGGCAUUAUGGGCACUCACAGUUUACAGUUGGGCAACUGACGUUCACGGUCUUUCAGUGUGACAGAGGGAGAAAAUCGGAAUACGUGUAUUUGUGGUUUCUCCUUCCUUUUUGCUGAAACACUGGACUUUGGUCAACCAGUUAUAAAGUAAGCAUUACCCAUAAUACAUUUUGACAUUAUUGUAUAUGCUUUUACGCUUUUGUAGGACAAACGUUCUCAAAACAUCACUGACAUUUGAAAAUAAUAUCCACCAUGG
This is a messenger RNA of Orbicella faveolata, 6219 nucleotides long. Its product is annotated as E3 ubiquitin-protein ligase TRIM9-like. The record is from RefSeq and is a predicted model, not a curated record. Lineage: Eukaryota; Metazoa; Cnidaria; Anthozoa; Scleractinia; Merulinidae. Gene Ontology annotation, molecular function: zinc ion binding; protein binding.